CGGAUGUUGAUAGAAGCUGCGGGACCAGCUGAGAGAGAACAACAAAGCUAGUUAUUCGUUACAGUGUCAUACAGAAGAAUACCUAAACUACCAGAGCGACUUUAAACAUACAAGUGGUACAAUUGCACAUAUUUUGCGUGCUUUAAAUGAUUGUCACGUCUGUACAAGUCGCUGUUACAAAAUAAUCCGACUUUCAACAUCAGCGAGAGGAGGAGGAGUAAGCGUGAUGGGGCGGAUUUUUCUGGACCACAUUGGAGGCACACGUCUCUUCUCCUGCGCCAACUGUGACACCAUCCUCACCAACCGCUCCGAGCUCAUCUCCACACGCUUUACAGGGGCCACGGGCAGGGCUUUCCUCUUCAACAAGGUGGUCAACCUGCAGUACAGUGAGGUGCAGGACCGCGUGAUGCUGACGGGGAGGCACAUGGUACGUGACGUGAGCUGUAAGAACUGCAACAGCAAGCUGGGCUGGAUCUACGAAUUUGCCACAGAGGACAGCCAGCGCUACAAGGAAGGCCGUGUCAUCCUGGAGCGGGCGCUGGUGAGGGAGAGCGAGGGCUUCGAGGAGCACGUUCCCUCUGACGCUUCCUGAGACGUUUACUAACACACACACACACACACACACAUGGAAGUGCACAACAAAGUAGUGACAGCCUCUGAGCAAUACUCUGACAGUCUCCAAGACAUGCAGAGCUCAAAACAUAUUGAAUACUUAAAAAUAUAUAUAUUUUUGAUAACACUAUAUUCCCUGCCCCUACCAACACAAUUGUGUCGUAGCCACACAGAUGCUGUAACUUAUGUGCACUACACACACACACACUUUCCCUCAAAAUGUACAGAGUAUGUCAUCCCCAAACAGACGACUAUAGAUACCAACAGACGCCAUGUCUCUAAAGAGUUAAUAACAAAGCAAGCCAAGCAACUUUUCAAUCUUGACUCUCUGUGUGUGUAUGUGCUGUUGCUGGCGUGGGCAGAUGUUGUACUGUAGACCCUGUACUGGCUGUACUGAAUGUCCCUGCCUUGUGUCUCCCGCCCCAUGCAGCUGACCCAGCCGAACGCACAGAGAGGGACCUGAGCCACACUCUGAAUGUUCUCAUAUCACGCAGCACUCGUGAAUGUAGCGUAAACAGCUCCAGUACCAGGUGGCAUGACAAAAGACCAUGGAACACCGCAAACUUGAGACAUCCUUCCCUAUCAUACUCAUUCACACUCAUACAUUGAUACUCAAACCAACAGAAUAUAUAAACAUGUUUGCGCUCAACACCAGAAGGAGUGGUUUUCUCCUCGCUCUGGCGGAUUUCUAGGUAGAUCUCUUAAGACAUAGGUGUGUGUGUGUGUGUUCCAUCUCCCAUCUGUAUUGCUGGCUUGAGAGAAUCCUACAAAGAGCUUUUUACAGUUUUUCCUUACAAAGACUCCUGGGUUUGCAUGUCCAGUUCUGCUCCACUCUGUACUGUGUGUGUGUGUGUGUGUGUGUGUGUGUGUUAGCGUGUGAGACUGAAUACUUUUUAGAAUGUGUGUGUGCAAUGAAGCGUACGUGUGAUGGCCAAGUGAUUCUCCAUGAUGUAAUUUCUAUUGAUGGUCUCAAUGAGGCUGUCAUUCCUUUUCCUGUUUCUUCCUUGCUUCUCCCUCCUUUCCUUACUUACUCUUUUCAUUUGUGUGAUAUAUUAGAGUGUUAUAGUUAUGAUAUAUCGUAUAAGUAUCAUUAUUUCUAUUGUUAUGGUUAUGAACAAUAUGGUCAGUACAUGGCCAUUUUCUGUUAAGUAUGGCUUUGAGUAAUAGUGCUAUUAUCAAGUUCAUUUUUGAUGUCAGAUUUAAAGAAAAGAAAAACUAAAACAGAUUUAUUCCUCCUUAUUGUGCACAUUUCUUCAGCAGUGUUGAUUUUGAAUAAAGACUGGUCUUGCAACAA
Alosa sapidissima (American shad) is the source of this 1906-nucleotide messenger RNA. RefSeq names its product protein yippee-like 5. The transcript has 3 exons. Bases 227 to 592 code for a protein of 121 amino acids. NCBI's taxonomy places the organism in Eukaryota, Metazoa, Chordata, Actinopteri, Clupeiformes, Clupeidae. The record is from RefSeq and is a predicted model, not a curated record.